Molecule: messenger RNA, 1083 nt
Organism: Physella acuta
Lineage: Eukaryota; Metazoa; Mollusca; Gastropoda; Physidae
Product: fibrinogen-like protein A
Source: RefSeq, a predicted model, not a curated record
CUUCACACGUGUGCUAUGUGCAAUUGUUUUGCUUUUCUUUCAACCCUACCUAUGUGCCAGAGCAGACAAUGAUAAAAAUAUAAGUAAACCAAAACUGAAAAGUUUGGAUCUUCUCUUAGACCCAACUAUAAAUAUGGACUCUUCUACUGUUAGACCAACACAUUUCAGUUGCGUUAAGGGAAGUAACUCUGAUGUUCAACAACAAUGGACUGCUGAAAUAAGUGGAAACAAAAUUGUCUUAUGUGGCGUCAAAAGGGAUUCGGGAGAACCGAUUGUCAUACUGAGGCGUGUUAAAGGAGGUGUGAAUUUUUCAAGGGGCUGGGUCGAUUAUAAAAUUGGCUUUGGAUCAUUUGAUGGUGAUUUUUGGAUUGGAAAUGACUGGAUUUCAUACCUUACACACAAUGGCUAUAGUGAACUAAGGUGUCACUUUAAAUAUAAAGGAAAAUCCAUGUACAAGGUGUACCGUGAUUUCAAAGUGGGCAACGAAGCAGAUUUCUAUAGGCUACAUUUUAACAACAAUACUGACGACCCUAGAGACCUGUUCACUGCCAACAAUGGAAUGGCCUUUUCCACAUUUGAUAGAGACAAUGAUAUUUUGAAAGAAAACUGUGCUAAAAGUUGUGCAGGUGGCUGGUGGUAUAAAGCUUGCAGUUAUGUCAAACUCACUGGGGAUUGGACAAAGCUUAAUGAUUGUAAUGCAAUUCAAUGGACCUCUGCAAAUGGUAAUAUUGAAUAUCUGGAAUACGCAGAAAUGCAACUACAUCUAGUAAACCUAAAGUAAAAUAAAAACUGGUGUUCUUGAUCUUAAGGUAGACAUAUUACUGGUGUUUAAAUAUUAAUGCAAUUCCUUGAAUAAGUUUAAAUAAUAUGAAACAAUAGAAAAAUGUGUUGUUUUGAAGCAAAUCAAUUUUACCAAGGCAGAGAAAAUAUUUUUUAAUCAUUCGUUCAACAAGAAUUUAAUUUUAAAAAUGUUACAUUAUAUAACCCACAAUUUCAAUAUUUUAAAAUAUAAUAAACAUUUUUUUUUUAAUUUAGAAAAAUAAAGAUUUUUCUGACGCUGUUUUUGAAGUACAUUUUUGCAUU